CCAAUCAGUUAGCACUGCGGCGCCCGGAGAUGCCGUUAGGUCGUUGGCUGUGAUUCAUCGGCAGACCGACGCGACACUGAGAAGACUAAGACGCAGAAACCACUCGUCUACGAAAAUGCCUUUGCAGGCUGAAUUUGAACAAUAUGCAGAGGAUGUAAAGAAAGUGAAGACCAGGCCAUCUGACCAGGAGCUGCUGGACCUAUAUGGCCUCUAUAAGCAGGCUAUUUUUGGGGACAUUAAUAUUGAUAGACCCGGAAUGCUGGAUAUGAAGGGGAAGGCCAAAUGGGAGGCAUGGGAUUCCAGGAAAGGCAUGUCCAAAGAAGAUGCCAUGACUGCCUACAUUGCCCUGGCUAAGGGAACCAUUGACAAAUAUGGAAUGUGAUGACCCAGGGUGCUCCAGUAUCUUAGAAUACACUUACGUAGUAGCUAAAUAACAGCAGUCCAACUUACACCCGAGGCCUCAGAAAAGGAUGAUAGUUGUCCACAUUUUUUUUUAGUAAAGAUAAAACUAUGAUAUAACAUGUUAUUUCACAUAAAGUCUGCUUACAUGAACAAGCCCUCUAAAGAUGAAGAAUCAGUGAGCACUUAUUUACUGAUUUGUGUAGUAGAAAGCACUUAAUAUUCAGCUGUUCUCUCAGGUUUGUAGACAAGAGUAUCAGUGGCUGACACACACACACACACACAUACACAUACACACACACACACACAAAAAAAAAAACCAUUAAAAAAUAAAGGCCGCUUUGUCUCUCUCUCAGCAAAAUAAUGUUUUCAGUGAGACGUUUUUGGCAAUCAAGCCCUGAGCUGUGGACGCAUGUGGAAUGACAGAUCUGGCCCGCCCUUUGUCCGGGCCCUUUGAAACUACCAGCGCAACCACCAUUCAUUCGCUUAUCCAGACCUUACUGGACUGGACUGUUACAAAGUCCAUCACAACUGCAUACGAUCACAACAAUGGAAAAACAUGAAAUGUAAUACACACAUGGCAUUACCAUUUGAUAGCGACAUAUGGAAUUCGUUCCAAAAUUAAAAGCAACCCCACUACUAAAUUGUUUUCAUAUCAUUUGAUCUUUACUGAAAAACUAAACAUAAGACCUUACAAUUAAAAAUGCUGCAUUUGUGUCAGAAUAUAAUAGCAUACAGUCCACCUUAAAAUGUAAUCAAAGCUGAACUAUAUUGCUUUCUACUUCAAACGUAUAUGCCUCAGUGAAAUACAGUCAUUACAACUGAACACAGUGAAAUGCAUUGGCACACUACACUUCACUUACAGUGAUAUGCCUAUAACGUUCAAUGGAAAAGAUCCAUUUCGUAGUCGCUAUACAUUUGAAUUUGUGUUUACUGAAUGAAUCGCCGAUUUUGUCUCAUAAAUGAGUGCAAACCACCCUGAAAUUCAGGCAA
Messenger RNA from Electrophorus electricus (electric eel), 1392 nucleotides. RefSeq names its product acyl-CoA binding domain containing 7 (gene acbd7). NCBI's taxonomy places the organism in Eukaryota, Metazoa, Chordata, Actinopteri, Gymnotiformes, Gymnotidae. The record is from RefSeq and is a predicted model, not a curated record. Gene Ontology annotation, molecular function: fatty-acyl-CoA binding. Gene Ontology annotation, biological process: fatty acid metabolic process.